Salvia miltiorrhiza (redroot sage) is the source of this 2783-nucleotide messenger RNA. RefSeq lists its product as uncharacterized. The transcript has 12 exons. Gene Ontology annotation, molecular function: mRNA binding; protein binding. The coding region runs from base 251 to 2524 and encodes 757 amino acids. Lineage: Eukaryota; Viridiplantae; Streptophyta; Magnoliopsida; Lamiales; Lamiaceae. The record is from RefSeq and is a predicted model, not a curated record.
AGAGAAUAUGAGAUAAAGUUCAAUAAGUUUAUCAAGUCAAUUGUCACCCUCUUUAACUUUCAAUUUUGUUAUUUUUAUACAUUUUCAAAAUUUUAAACUCGCGAGGAAAGCUAAUUGUGAUUUGUGAAGGUCAAGACAUUCCUAGGUGAAUUUUGGUCAGUUGCAAUUGACAGAACCAAACGCCGUCGUUUCCCCUGCACCACCGCCACCAAUCCACCUAUCUCCGCCGCACACACAGAAGAAACACACCAUGGCUACCAGCAUGGGCCCUCCGCCUCCUAAAAAUCUCACCGCUGACGAUGCCGCCGCCGAGCCUUCAAUAUCCGAACCAACGAACAGCUCGGCGAUGGCGCCGCCUCUACCUAGAAACCCGAUUCCUUCCGAACCGGAACCCGCCGCCGAGCCAUCCCAAGACCGCCAAGCGGAAGCCGAAUUAAACCCUCCCAGCAGUGUUACUCCAGGAGAUUCCGAUCAAGUUUCUAAUUCCAGCGAGAAUUCGAGUAAUGGCGCCUCUGCUAACGGCGAAAGCAAACAGGAGCAGCUGAAUGCUAAUUUGGCGGCGCCGUACAAGAUUCCUCCGUGGAGCGGCCCCCCUGGCCAUGAGUUCUUUCUCGAAGUCCUCAAAGAUGGCGCCAUCAUCACUCGAUAUGAUGUAAACGAGAAGGGGGCUUACAUGUUUGGGCGUGUAGAUAUUUGUGAUUUUGUGCUCGAGCAUCCUACUAUUUCUCGGUUUCAUGCCGUUCUUCAGUUCAAGAGCGACGGAGGUGCAUACCUCUAUGAUCUUGGCAGUACACAUGGGACAUUUAUAAACAAGAACCAGGUAAAGAAAAGGAUCUAUGUGGAUUUGCACGUUGGUGAUGUCCUCCGGUUUGGCCACUCAUCUAGGCUGUACAUAUUUCAAGGACCAUCUGAAUUGAUGCCUCCAGAAGCUGAUUUGAAGAGGCUAAGGAAAGCAAAGAUCCAACAAGAAACAAAAGACAUGGAAGCAUCACUUUUGCGUGCAAAAAUAGAGGCAUCUCGUGCUGAUGGGAUUUCUUGGGGCAUGGGUGAAGAUGCAGUUGAGGAAUUGGAGGAUGAAGUUGAAGAAAUAACUUGGCAAACUUACAAGGGCCAACUCACUGAGAAGCAGGAAAAAACUCGAGAUAAAGUUAUUAAGAGACUUGAAAAGAUAGCUCACAUGAAGAAAGAGAUUGAUGCUAUUCGAGCAAAGGAUAUUGCUCAAGGUGGCUUGACACAAGGACAACAAACUCAGAUUGCUAGAAAUGAGCAAAGGAUGUCACAGAUAAUGGAAGAGCUUGAGAACUUGGAAGAGACUUUGAAUGAAAGUAUUCGAGAAAGUUUAGGUGCAAGAGCUGGAAAGCUGCCUCGUGGUAAGCACAAAGGGCCCAUGGGAGAUGAUGAAGAAGAUUAUACGAGUGACGAUGAUGAAUUCUAUGAUCGGACACAGAAGUCCUCAAAACCCAAGAAUGGUGAAAGUCAAUCAGUGGAAACUGCUGAUUCUCUUCUUGAUAAGAAAGAUGCUCUGGUUAAACAGAUAGAAGAUAAGGAAAAAUUACUUGUGGAUGAGGAGAAAUCAGCAGAGGCGAAUGAGAUUGCUGAAGCUAGAGACGCACUUGAUGCAUACAUGUCUGCAGUGUCAUCUCAGUUGGUUUCGGAUAAAAAAGGAAAAAUCCAGAAAGAGUUGUCUACUCUCAAAUCUGAGUUGGAUAGGAUUGUUUACUUGCUGAGAAUAGCAGAUCCAACCGGAGAAGCAUUGAGGAAAAGAGAAUCCAAAGAAGAGAAGCCUAAGACGAUCAUUGAGAAGCCUGCUUCACAUGCAGGCAGUAAAUCUGCACCUGAAAAGAAUCAAAAGAUCGACCCUUCGGCAGAAAAGACUAAAACUUGUGUACCCGAGGCUUCACUGGUUAAAUCAAUGGAAGAAAAAGCCACAGUUGAGGCAAAAUCAGACCCCGACACUACGAUGAAUGAACCAGAAUCAAUAAACGAUCAGAGUACUUCUACUGCAUAUACUGUUGCUAAGCCUCAAUGGCUUGGUGCUGUGGAGGAUAUAAAAAAGCAAGAACCUACGUUGAAGCCAGCAGAAAUGCAGGAGAGCGACGAGUUUGUAGACUACAAAGAUAGGACAUCUAUUCUGAACAAUCCAGAUUCUACUGGGGGGAUAGAAGAUGCAGCACCUGGUCUAAUCAUAAGGAAGCGGAAGCAAGUUGGUCCGUCCAAGGGGAGUGAUGCCGUAGAUUCUGAAACAACUGCCGCUUCCCAUUUCAAGGCAGAAGACGCCGUGGCCUUGCUGCUCAAACACUCAAAAGGAUACCAUGCAGCAGAUGAUGAAGAUGGAGCUGUGAGUGAAGAUGUUGUACCUGAAAAUCAAGAGAAAGAAAAGAAGGGCACGAAGAAGAAGAAGAAGAGAGUGCUAGGUCCGGAGAAGCCAUCAUUUCUCGACGAACCAGAGUACAGUGCUUGGGUGCCACCUGAAGGUCAAUCAGGCGACGGACGGACCUCCCUGAAUGAUCGUUUCGGUUACUAACGCAACUGCAUAUUGGUGUCGGCUUUAUUCGUUACAAGUGACGAUGCUGUCCCAUGGCAGUAAUUGGCUGAGGUUUAGCAUUUUAUUGCUCACUUUAGCCUUUUUUUGUCAUUCUAAUCCAACAUCUUCAACCUACUAAAUGUACCUGAUUAUACGUAAAGCAUAGUUGAAAUUUAGGACAUCACUAAUGUGUUCCGAUUGCCAAAUAUGAAUAGGUUUUAGCAUGUUUGCUUUUAUGCCGAAAUAGGGUCGUAAAUUU